CCCUUCUUUUUUUUCCCUCUCCUCUCUUCUCUCUCCUCUCGCUCUCUCUCUCUCUCUCCAUUAGGACCCACUGAACGAUGCGAUCCCUGGGAGCCAGCGCUGUCGCCGCCGCCGCCGCCCGCUAGAAACCCUUCCCCCCUUCCCCACGGCUUGCAAAGCCCCCCAAAGAAGAGGGAAAAGGGAGAAAAAGAAGAGAAGGGGAGGGGAUGCAAUACUAAUCACCAUCCUGAUAAUCCUCUCUAGCCUAAGGAUCCACCCUGCCCCCUCCCCACCCUCCUCCGGCUCCUGCCUCCAUCGAGUCUCUGCCCUUUAUUUUUAUUUUUAAUUUUCUAAAUUUUUUUUUUUUUAAAUAAUCCUCGGUGUCCGCAGCCUCGCGCUGCUGCUGCUGCUGCUGCUGCUGCUGCUGCUGCUGCUGCUGCUGCUGCCUCCCCUGCCGCUGCUCCGGGUCCCCGGCGGUGGUUGUCUCUUUUCGGAUGCUUUGCUCGCAAGCAGCGGAGAGAGACCCGCAACCCUGUCUCUAGAGCUACCAACCCCAGCCCCGACUCCAGCCUCCUCCUGCAGGUGACCGGAAAAGGGGGCAGUAGCCUGAAAUCCACCUUGCGAAUUUUUGGGGGGAGGGGCUGCAUUUUUAUUGUGUUUGGGGAACUUGAUUUCUUUUGAAAAGAAAAAAAAAAAAAAAGACAAGAAAGAAGGAAAGAAAAUUAGCGAUUUUUAAAAAAAGGACAGAAAUAAAUAUUUCUGGGGGGGUGGGGGGGUCAAGCCGAGCAGGGGAACCGUGCCAGCCGAGGCGUGCGGGCUGUUUUGGGUGUCACGAUGGGAUGUACAUUGAGCGCAGAGGAGAGAGCCGCCUUGGAGAGGAGCAAAGCGAUUGAGAAAAACCUCAAAGAGGAUGGCAUCAGCGCCGCCAAAGACGUGAAAUUACUCUUGCUGGGGGCCGGAGAAUCAGGCAAAAGCACCAUUGUGAAGCAGAUGAAGAUUAUUCAUGAAGAUGGUUUCUCCGGAGAAGACGUGAAGCAGUAUAAGCCUGUGGUCUAUAGCAACACUAUCCAAUCCCUGGCAGCUAUUGUCCGUGCCAUGGACACCUUGGGCAUUGAAUAUGGGGACAAGGAACGAAGGGCUGACGCCAAGAUGGUGUGUGAUGUGGUAAGUCGGAUGGAAGACACGGAGCCCUUCUCUCCGGAACUGCUCUCCGCCAUGAUGAGACUCUGGGCAGACUCUGGAAUACAAGAAUGUUUCAACCGUUCCCGAGAAUAUCAGCUUAAUGACUCUGCCAAAUACUACCUAGACAGCUUAGAUCGAAUUGGAGCCGGGGACUACCAGCCCACAGAGCAAGACAUCCUCCGAACCAGGGUCAAAACCACCGGCAUUGUAGAAACCCACUUCACAUUCAAAAACCUCCACUUCAGGCUGUUUGAUGUCGGGGGCCAGAGAUCUGAACGCAAGAAGUGGAUCCAUUGCUUUGAGGACGUCACAGCAAUCAUCUUCUGUGUCGCGCUGAGCGGUUACGACCAGGUGCUCCAUGAAGACGAAACCACGAACCGCAUGCACGAGUCCCUCAAGCUCUUUGACAGCAUCUGCAACAACAAGUGGUUCACAGACACCUCCAUCAUCCUCUUCCUGAACAAGAAGGACAUCUUUGAGGAGAAAAUUAAGACAUCACCACUGACCAUCUGCUUUCCCGAAUAUACAGGCCCCAAUGCCUUCACUGAAGCUGUGACCUACAUCCAGUCCCAGUAUGAGAACAAGAACAAGUCCACCAACAAGGAGAUCUAUACACAUAUCACUUGUGCCACCGACACCAAUAACAUCCAGUUUGUUUUUGACGCGGUGACGGAUGUCAUCAUCGCCAACAACCUCCGUGGCUGUGGACUCUACUGAGCCUCGGGACCCCCUGCCUGCCCUCGAGAGCUCCCCCGCCCUGUUCCGCCUCCUCUUCCCCUGCCCCUUCCCCUCCUUGGAACAAGAGCGUCUCCACCUUUCACAUUAUUCAGCCUUACAAAGAAGGAAGAAUGGAGAGAGUGGCGCUGAGGGAACGGAAGGAGAAAACUCCUUCCUGUCCCCACCACUUACUCCCUCCAAGGCACAUCAUAUCCAAGUCCCUCUCUGAGCCUUUGUUUUUCAGGUGUAGGAAUGGCAGCCAGGGUCUGUGUGACUGGGCUGGGGUGCCAGUGCAGAGCAAGAGGGAUUGAGAACAAGCAAGGAAGCCAUUCAUCCACCUCCCAGGCUCACUUUUAGCUUAAUCUACUGAAAUGUGUAUUGUAAGGGUGGCUUCUUUGGAACUUCAAGUUGGAAAAUUGCAGAUUACUUGAGUACUGUUCUUUGGUUUGCUGCAGAUUUGGAAAACUCCUAAGACAGAGUCUAGGCCUAAGCAAGCAUCCCUCUGGUAGAGUUUCUUCCUAGCUGCACUAUGGUGGUCCUUGUGUUUUAAGCAGGAAAAGGUCCGUAUCUGGCAAGGAUGUUGACCAAAAACAGAAGCAACCAUUCUGCUCUUUGCUCACAUCUCUCCUGCAGGACAGUUUUGGCCCCAAAGCCCAGGGAGAUUUGGCCUUUCUGGAGCCUGUCAGACCAUUAGGCAAAGUGUUCAGGACCUGGGCCUCCCCUCUGCAACUUCCCCUCCCCAUCCACCAAGGCAACAUGUCCUAGAUUCCUCCUCAGGCCCUCAGAAUCUUGUCCAUUCGUUCCCCGGGGAUUGCACCACCCCUACAGUUCAGGUCACCAAAUGAUUUCUGUUUCCCCGCCUGCCUCCACCUUUGGGUAGAAUCAUCCACAUUGACAGCCUCUUUGCAGAAGGGAAGAUGGUGAGGAGAGGGCAAGAAAUGUUGAAAUGUUGAGGCUCUGUUGACUCUCUUGUACUGGUUUCUUUUCAUGGUAGAAGAUGCUGAGAGGCUCCAUGGAGCCCCAUCCUGAGACCAAGUUCAGUCUUCAGCGGCUCUUUAUGUUGAGAGGCCAUAGGAUAGAGUUGAGAAGUUGUAGAUUGAGAAAAGAGGAAGGGAGGCAAGAGAGAGAAAGGAAUGAGGGUCAUUUAGAAAAAGCAAAGGAACUAGAAGAGGUAAUAGUGGAAGCUCCAAGUUCCCUGCCCAUUUUUCUAGUAGUAUUAUUAAAGCCACAAAGAGCUGCUUUUCUCAGGGGUUGUUUUCUCCCCUAAUCUUAUUCCUAGGAAGGUUGUUUAUAGGAUCUUGGGGGACUGGAAAGGGAGGGAGAUGAAUUGUCUUGAAAUAGUGAUUCAUGAAAGUGUUCUGGCAGUUGUUGGCAGUGGCUUCCAAACAUAGGAGCCUUAUACUCCUAUAGGAGCAAAUGGAUCUCCCUGUGCCCAGUCAGAAUGCAUGGAGAGAACCUUACACCCCAGUGCCAUCCCAAUGUUGUCAUGGGAAACCAAUGAAUUAAUUACCAGUCUUUCCAGGCUUCUGUUUCACGGGGAGUGCAAGAGGGAUUGAGGGAUGGCAGGAUUCAAAAUCCCUGCACAAUUGCCCCUCCAGCUGGAAGGGGAAGGGUUGAGAUGUAAAGUAUUCCUAAGAAGUACCUAGAAAGAACAGCCCCGUGCCCAAGUCUCUUGCAGAAGGACUUGGUCAUGGGGCCAUGGCUUCUUUCCCCAGCCAAGCAGUCGAGAACCAGGACUUAAAAGCUGGGACACUUGGUCCGUCUGGAACUCCCAUCUUCCUGGUGCCAGAAUCCCCUCCCUCCCCCCCCCCCCCCCCCCCCCGCACCUCAGAGAGUGGGUCCAGUGGAAGCCUGGGAGCUCAGUUAGUGUGCAAAAUGAAUGGAUCCCUGUAGGGACAGGCCUGUGGUCAGCUCUGGGCCGUGGCAGCAUAUUUGCUGCUCUCUAGGCCACGCUUGGUGUCACUGACCGGAGGAACCCUCCUGGGGCUGGCUGACAACAUUUAACCAGAAGACCAAGGGUUGGAGUUUGACCCUUGGGAAGGUUGCUGCUGGUGGCGGUUUGUAUGCAGUCCCUCCAUGUCACAAUACAACCUUAUACCAGUUCCUGCUGCUGUAGAAAUAGCCCCAUCAGCAGCUGGUAGUAAUAGCCCCAUAGGAGAAAUAUUCCACUCAUAUUCCUCUCAGGGACUGAAAGCCUGGAUUUUGCCCUUUGUGGAAUUUCAAGCCCUUGGUUCUGAGGGGGGCAGCCCCAGAAAAAGCCCCCAAAGAAGCAGGACUGCUCUUCCCUGGUUCCUCCGUGUUUGCUGAGUGCUCUUUGGCCCCUCCUGUGUCCUUGCUGGUCUAGUUUGGAAAUAGAGGAGAUAGUUUAGAAAGUCUGCACCAGAGGCGGAGACUGGGGUCUCUGGGGAGCCACCUCAGUGCCAAAGUGCCGUGGGCCUGGUAGCCGAGAGGGGUCCUUUCUCACCUGUCUCCUCUCCCUCCUCCUCCCCUGUGCUGUGGCUGCCUGAACCCCCUGGGCCAGGCAGGAUGUAUGUGUGAAGAAAGUGAGCCUUCACUGAGUGCCUGAAGUUUCUUCCCUGUUCCCCUGUCCUCCCCUUGGGCCCAGCAGUCGGUGGCUCCUGCUGUCCAUGGACAAUCUGAAUGAGCUUCUAAAAGCCUCUCUAGUGCUAAUAACUCCUCCUUGGGAUGAGGCUCCACCCUAAGGCUGGGGGAGAUGUAAGAGGAAGUGGGAAAGGACAGGCUUGUUCCCUUAGCCUCUCUCUCCAUGCCCAUCCCUCAGCGUGGGCCCUGAGAGAAGCAGCAGGGCCUAGGAGAGCAAGCAGGGGGUCCAAUCCAGUGAGCGGGCUCCGGCUCUUGGCUGCUCCAAGGCAACCCCCUCCCCUUCUCAGUGUCUACCCCAGCCACAUAAAGCAGGAGGACUACAGCGGGGCUUAUAUUCAGCCCUGACCUUGUAUCGCCCGGUGUGGCCAACAGAGGGUCAGCCCAGAGUCAGGGAUGGAGUCUCCCUUCUGGCACAUGCCAGUGUGUGACCGGGCAAGCACCUUAGGCUGAGAACCCCAAGUAAUUGACCCUCUUGAGAUUAAAUUACAAAUUAAGUUUCCAUAUCCAGAAUACCAAUAACCUCCCUGUUCUGAGGUUCUGGUUUGGGCCCCCUGUUCUGGGCCUAACUUUUGGGGUUCCCCUCCCCACUUUCCUGGGCUGCCAUUCUUACUGCCCCCUUUCCCUGGGACGUUUCCCAGGCCCUCACUGGACACAUGGCAGCUCCGGUCCCUGAGGGGGCUCCGCUUUGGACUGCUCACCUCUACACCUUUGUCUCUGGGUGUCCAGUCUUCUCUGGCCCUCAGAUCCUCAUCUGGAAAAAGCGGUUGGAUGGGCUGGUCCCUGACCCCUCACCCUCCUUGCUACGGCCCGGCCCCCUUUUCAGAAUCUUUCUUUCGCUCCGAUAUAAGCUCCAGUACGCCCCCUUUACUUCCCAGCUGCCAGUUUCGAGGCUCCUGGGCCCAUCGGGCCCAAGCUCUGGUAGAGAAAAGGUGUCUGUGCCGUCAGCUAGCCUGGCUUUGUUUCCCAGGACACAAACACCCACUUAAUAACUCAGUAAUUACCCCCCUCACCACAGACGGUAUAAUUACAUACUCGCCCAGGAGGAAUAAUGACACUGAGCCUGGUUAUUUCUGUCAUCAAAAUCAGGACGAUCACAAGAGCCCGGGGGCUCUGUGGGGCCCCGGCUCAGGCUCUGUGGGGGCGGGGCUCCGUGGGGCCCCGGCUCGGGCUCUGUGGGGGCCUGGCUCCGUGGGGGCCCCACUUGGGCUCCGGGAGCCGGCUUUGCCCGUGCCCUGUGCCUGCAGCUCCCCAUGCAGGGUCCAGCUCUGUAAUUACCCGAUGGUUGGUGACAAGGAGCCCUCCCAGCUCUGGGCACUGACAUUUCAGAGGGAUGGAUGGUUAACCACCACUGCCCCUUCUCUGGUUACGGGCUGAAUGACCUAUGUGGCUCUCACGCUCCGUGAAGGGCUGAAUGGCUCCAGGGUGGGCCCUCUCUCAGGGGAACUUGGGGUUUGGGAGUCUGGAGGGGUCAGUUCUUUCACAACCAAAAGCAUAACUCUAAUAGCGGCGUUUUAGGACCCUCACAAGCCAGCAAAGUGAGGGUCAGGGAAAUCUUUGAAGUGAAUGGCAUCCUGGAGCCAGAGACUGCAGUAUUUUUAAAUGUUCACUAGGAGAACUUGGGACUUGAUUUAUCUUUCUGUUGAUUAUCUAGACUUCAGAAAGUGAUGGAGAAAACAUUCAUUAUUUAGAUUAAAAGUGUGUCCUGUGAACAUUUUUUAAAUUGGAGAGCUGAUUGUUAAUGUUACUAGCAUGCCCUUAUUCGUUGUGUUCCUCGGGACUUUACCAUACUUCUUGAGGGUUCAGUUUCCUUCUUUGUUGAAUGAGGAGGUUAGUCUAGAUGACCCGAAGUGAGUUCCAGUUCUAGGUGAACCAUCCUGUGAUGCAUGACAUCAUAUAGGUCUCCAUCUUCUUAACGCUUAACAUGGUUCAGAAGAAAGAGCACCUGCAGUGGAAGGUGUUCUGAAUCCAGAACUUUCUGAAUCUCCAGGCAGAAGCCUGGAGAAAACCCCACGGCCAAGGCUUACUUCAGACCUGUGUAAGCCUGGCCAAGUCCCAACCUCUCUGGGAUAUCUGUAAAGUGAGGAGAGGCUUCCAUUCCGUGGCCACAAAGAUCCCUUUUCGCCAGGGACCCUACGAGACAUCCUUGCACACGAACGGGAGAGUGUUGAGCCUGUUUUCUCAAAAGAUAAAGGAAAAGGUUGAACUCGAUGAAUUUCAAGGUUUGACCUUGGUUGGCUUUGAUCAAGUCCCCUGGUCCGGAAAUUUCAGCUCAUCAGUUUGGGUUUUCUUUAGGGAUGCUUGAUUGGAGCACUGUUGUUUUGGAGAGGGAAAGGUGAGAGACUAGGUCAAAAAAUAGGGGUGAGCUAAAGCCAGCUAAAUACCAGGAAGUCAAUUGUUAAAAUUUCAGAGUGGGUCGUUACAGCUUGGAGAUUGGUAAAUGCUCCAUAUCAGGGCUCAAUUUAUUGUUUUGUUGAUUGUCUAAACUUAAGAAAGUAUUGGAAAAAUGUUAACAAUGCAGAUUUACAAAAAGUUGUUUAACAUUUACUGGCAUUCUCAUAGAAUGAACUUGGAGAUUUACCCAGUUGUCAUGGGAGGAAGGAGAUUUGGGUGUCUUUAUCAGCAUCUUUAAAGCAUCUUUUUACAUUAGAACCUAAUGCUUUGCCAGUCCACUCUUACUCCUUACCCCUUACUCUCCAAUCCAUGACCCAGGUAGGAAAGUAGGUGAAACCAACCCUUUUAAAAUCAGCUUGUCUUGGGCAGUGCCUUUGAGCAAAUUUGCUCCAAAGCUAAAGAUGCCAUGGAAGCCAGAGGUGAAUUUCUGUCAAAGUGCCGAAUGAAUGACAGCUGAGUGAUUUGGCAAGUUAGGGGAUGCCCCAAAGUGUGAAAUGGGGUCCGGGAUCGAGCCCAGCUUCCUAGGGUAACCGGGCUUUCUCUCGGGGUUUUUGAACAUUAGACCUUCAGCAGUGGGGCAAAGCCCGAACUAGCCACAGAAAACAGCCACCUUGGAGUAGUUGUCCAGCCACAUAGAAGGGACAAAGCAGGCAAGGCAUUAUGAGUGGGGAGGUGAGAACUAGACGUGAAAGGAAGGCAGGGAAUGAGGAAUGCCGUUGGCCUACGGUUUGUGAAGGCUUUUAUCAGCAUCGCCUCAGCCCAGGCCUUUUCCCUCUCUCUGCACAUCCCUUACUAGAAGAGUCUGGCUUGGGGACAAAAGUCAGACUCGGGAGAGAACAAGAGCCGACUAUAAUUCACCCUGAGGAACUCAAGGGGAGGAUCCAGUCCGACCUCCUCUUCCUUCCCUUCAACAUGCCAGUCAAGGGACAAAGCUCCCGGCCCCUCAGACCACCCCCGCCCUGCACCUAUGGGUCAGUUCUGUGACCACUUUCAGUUUGGGGGAAGCGCUCUUUGAUGUCCUUACCCACCCAUGCCCAAGGGCAGUCAUAUUUCAUAGUAAGAUUAUUAACUGGGCUUUCUUGGGAAAGAGGGUGGAAGUUCCUAUUCUGUCAGGACGUGGGUACAUCUUUCUUUUCCUCCCCACUAGCACUGCUUACCCCAUCCUUGGCUAUUUAGGCAUCGCACCCAAGAGAUGGCUACUGACUCUCUUAGGGCUUUUUUAAACCCCAUAACUACUCAAGGAUCUCCCAAAACUCAGGAAAGGCAUCAGAUACCAGCCUUGACUCCAGGACCUCAUCCUAGGUCUGAUAAAGUCUAAGAUUGACUAAUAACAGAAUGGAGAUUCCUAUAACAAGGAUGACCCCACAAAAUGAUCUUAUACACCCCUUGACCUCCUCAAAAUUCAGCUCCUAAGUCGUCCAACAUAGGGUUUGGAGAUCUCCAAGGUUAGUGAUUCCACAAGCUCUGAGUAGUUCUAUCUAACCCACAUCCUUCCUUCUGUUCAUCUCUUCUUAUUCUGUUCUUGUAUGUUGCUUAGCAUACUCCAGAAAUAAACCCUCAUUUCCAUGAAUAUUAUCAUGAAGUCACCCUUGUCUUCUGUCCUUCAGGCUAAAUAAUUCCAGACCCCUCAUGUUUUCGAGAAGGCAGAAAGAGAGUGGGAGAUGUAUGUAGCCUUUCUUCUCUUUUUUUGGCUUUUCUCUGGCUCUUCAUGGAGUAAAUUUCCUCUAGCCUGAUCACUGACUCCAGGAGGCAAGAGAAGAAAUCCAGAAUCUAAAUGCAAAGUUGCUGGGUGGGAGGAAGCACUGCAGAACUUGUUUGGCUACUUGCAGAGACAGAGUCGAUUCUAAGUAUGUAAAAUAGACACUUCAAUGAGCAUAUUCCAUCCCCAGGCUGCACUUGAAGAAGCUGACCGUACAACAUCGAAAAGACAGAGUUGUAGUCUGAGGGAAAUCAGACCCUAGAAAGACCAACUGAAAAAGGAUAUGAGAAAGAAAUACUUAGCACUGUCGGAGAUCUAGAAACCGCGUUUCCUGUUGCUCCCUGGCAUUUGGCCUUUGCCUCUCUGCCUCUAGACAAGAAUUAAGAAUCCACUUAAUAACUACUCUUAGGAUUUCUUGCUACACAGGUCUCCUCCUCGGGAUAGCGCUGAGAGUAGCAUCCCUCUCAUAAAAGGCACCAACCAAAAGGUCUUGAAAGCCCAGAAAAGGCAGGGAAAAGGGAAGAAAAAUCAUUCUUUAUUCCAGAGCUCAAAGCUUUUUAUUUGAUCUAUUCUGAACAUUAAUCCUUGCCUUGUAAUGAAUGGAUAAAAAAAAGGGAAAGGUUGUGGCCAGGAGAGGGUUCCCUCUACGAGGGAGCUGUUCUCUCCUGCCCUUACACCAAGGUCAGCCUUAAGCUAAUCUCAUUCUCCUUUCUCAGUAAAGGCUGGCAGUUCCAUUAACCAAUGGCACAGUUUUUGCAUAACUUCUUCCUAUCCCUCUUCCUCUCUUCAUCUCUCUCUUUCUUGAAGAUCUAUUCUCAAUCUGAGCUUUUCUCAGCACUUUUCCCCUUCUCCCCUGCUCCAUAGUUCAGUAACUGUUCCUAGUAUCCCUAUAGGGAGAGUCCCUGCCAUCCUGGCUUCCCGACCCUUGGUAUUUCCCCAGUCAGUGGACACUGCCCAGCUUCCCACCAGAAACACAAAAUGCCAGCCAGCUGAUGGAGUUAUCUCACUCUUUGGCAAAGCCUUCUCCUGUGGGCACAGUCUUGCUCUAUCCACCAGCAUCCCCACCCAAUCUGUAUUAACUGUAAUUUUGUAAGAUGAGUGACUCUUUGGUUUAAUAAAUCUUUAGUUACUGUAAUAAUUUAUUGGCUGUCCAUAAUGUAUUUAUUAGUCCCCACAUGUUAAUAAAGUGCCAGCUCUU
Molecule: messenger RNA, 9767 nt
Organism: Sarcophilus harrisii (Tasmanian devil)
Lineage: Eukaryota; Metazoa; Chordata; Mammalia; Dasyuromorphia; Dasyuridae
Gene: GNAO1
Product: G protein subunit alpha o1
Exons: 8
Coding region: 814-1878 (354 amino acids)
Biological process (GO): G protein-coupled dopamine receptor signaling pathway; adenylate cyclase-modulating G protein-coupled receptor signaling pathway
Cellular component (GO): heterotrimeric G-protein complex
Molecular function (GO): corticotropin-releasing hormone receptor 1 binding; G protein-coupled serotonin receptor binding; mu-type opioid receptor binding
Source: RefSeq, a predicted model, not a curated record